UAUAGAGAAGGAAACAGACUUGCCCAAGGUCUCCACAGACACUUCUUUAAUCCAUCUCUGAACUGAAUAUGGGCACAUCUUGCGGGAAUCUCCCAAUUUGUCUCAGAGUCUCUGAGUCCUUCCUGUCUCCCACCCUACUUCACCCCCAGCCCAUCUGCCCCAGAGGAAAUGGACCAGGGCAUUGCAAUCCACCCCUGGUCCGCUUCACUCAGCCUCUCCGGCCUGCAGCCCCACUGCCCUCUGUCCUCAGCCUCUUGUGUCCUGAGACUCCUGGGUUUUCAUUCCUCUGUAGCAGGUGGCAAAGGGAUAAGGAUUGGGAUCCACAGAUACAAUUUGAAUAGAGGAUUAAGGCUCUGAUUGGAAUUAUGCUUAGUGUAAGGAUACCCUGUAAGAAAUCCCAGACCAGAUCAUGAGAUAAAGCUUAGGGCUGAAGUUAGUGUCAGGGGCCAUGGCUAAAGGGUCGGGGUCAGAGAGUUUCUCGCCUCUGGUCUCCUCCCAGUUCUCCAAGGCACUGAGGGCCAGGCAGGAAGCAUCGGUUUCCUCAAAGCCGCUUCCCUCCUGGGGCAGAGUCUCGGUCACAAACAACCACCACCAGCCCACCCCGCCCCUCCUUCCCUCUUCACCAUGAGCUCAGAGCAGCAGGACAAAGUGCUCCGGACAAGGACAGAGGGCUGAGAGUAGCCAUGGGCUCUAGAGGAGGGAGCCUCCUGGGGAACAAGGGUUCCCUGCCUCUGCUGCUUCUGCUUACCAUGGGAGGCAUGGCUCAGGACUCCCCGCCCCAGAUCCUAAUCCACCCCCAGGACCAGCUGCUCCAGGGCCCUGGCCCUGCCAGGAUGAGCUGCCGAGCCUCUGGCCAGCCACCUCCCACCAUCCGCUGGCUGCUGAAUGGUCAGCCCCUGAGCAUGGUGCCCCCAGACCCACACCACCUUCUGCCUGAUGGGACCCUUCUGCUGCUGCAGCCCCCUGCCCAGGGACACGCCCAUGGUGGCCAGGCCCUGUCCACAGACCUGGGUGUCUACACAUGUGAGGCCAGCAACCGGCUGGGCACGGCAGUCAGCAGAGGCGCUCGGCUGUCUGUGGCUGUCCUCCGGGAGGAUUUCCAGAUCCAGCCUCAGGACACGGUGGCCGUGGUGGGUGAGCAGAUGACUCUGGAAUGUGGGCCUCCCUGGGGCCACCCAGAGCCCACAGUUUCUUGGUGGAAAGAUGGGAAACCCCUGACCCUCCAGCCUGGAAGGCACACCGUGUCCGGGGGGUCCCUACUGAUGGCAAGAGUAGAGAAGAGUGACGCAGGGACGUACAUGUGUGUGGCCACCAACAGCGCAGGACACAGGGAGAGCCGUGCAGCCCGGGUGUUCAUCCAGGAGCCCCAGGACUACACAGAGCCUGUGGAGCUUCUGGCUGUACGAAUUCAGCUGGAAAAUGUGACGCUGCUGACCCCAGACCCCGCGAAGGGCUCCAAGCCUGGGCCGGCAGUGUGGCUCAGCUGGAAGGUUAGCGGCCCUGCUGCACCUGCCCAAUCCUACACGGCCUUGUUCAGGACCCAGACUGCCCCAGGAGCCCAGGGAGCUCCGUGGGCAGAGGAGCUGCUGGCUGGCUGGCAGAGUGCAGAGCUUGGAGGCCUCCACUGGGGCCAAGACUAUGAGUUCAAAGUGAGACCAUCCUCCGGCCGGGCUCGAGGCCCUGACAGCAACGUGCUGCUCCUGAGGCUGCCGGAAAAAGUGCCCAGUGCCCCACCCCAGGAGGUGACCCUAAAACCUGGCAAUGGCAGUGUCCUUGUGAGCUGGGUCCCACCGCCUGCUGAAAACCACAACGGCAUCAUCCGUGGCUACCAGGUCUGGAGCCUGGGCAACACAUCACUGCCCCCAGCCAACUGGACUGUAGUUGCUGAGAAGACCCAGCUGGAAAUCGCCACCCACAUGCCAGGCUCCUACUGCGUGCAAGUGGCUGCAGUCACUGGGGCUGGGGCUGGGGAGCCCAGUAGCCCUGUCUGCCUCCUUUUAGAGCAGACCAUGGAGCGAGCCACCCGAGAACCCAGUGAGCAUCAUCCCUGGACCCUGGAGCAACUGAGGGCCACCUUGAAGCGGCCAGAGGUCAUCGCCAGCUGUGGCGUUGCGCUCUGGCUGCUGCUUCUGGUCACUGCAGUGUGUAUCCACCGCCGGCGCCGAGCUGGGGUGCACCUGGGACCAGGUCUGUACAGAUAUACCAGCGAGGACGCCAUCCUAAAACACAGGAUGGAUCACAGUGACUCCCAGUGGUUGGCAGACACUUGGCGUUCCACCUCUGGCUCUCGGGACCUCAGCAGCAGCAGCAGCCUUAGCAGUCGGCUGGGGGCGGACCCCCGGGACCCACUAGACUGUCGUCGCUCCUUGCUCUCUUGGGACUCGCGAAGCCCUGGUGUGCCCCUGCUUCCAGACACCAGCACUUUUUAUGGCUCCCUCAUCGCUGAGCUGCCCUCCACUCCCCCAGCCAGGCCAAGCCCCCGCGUCCCAGCUGUCAGGUGCCUUCCGCCCCAGCUGGCCCGGCUCUCCAGCCCCUGUUCCAGCUCAGACAGCCUAUGCAGCCGUAGGGGACUCUCUUCUCCACGCUUGUCUCUUGCCCCUGCAGAGGCUUGGAAGGCCAAAAAGAAGCAGGAGCUGCAGCAUGUCAACAGUUCUCCACUGCUCCGGGCCAGCCACCCCUUGGAGCUCCGGGCCUGCGACUUGGGAAGUAGAGGCUCCAAGAACCCUUCCCAAAACCCAGGAGCUGUGCCCCAAGCUCUGGUUGCCUGGCGAGCCUUGGGACCGAAACUCCUCAGCUCCUCAAAUGAGCUGGUUACUCAUCCUCUCCCUCCAGCACCCCUCUUUCCUCACAAACCUUCCCCCACGCAGAGUCAACAGAUCCAGCCUCCAGUGGCACCACAGGCUCUCUCCUCCGUCCUGCUGCAAGCAGCCCCCACCCCCAUCCUUAGGCCCUGCAGUCCCCCUAGCCUCCGGGACUCUUCACUCUCUGGUCCCAGCCCAGCUUCCAGUCGCCUGUCCAGCUCUUCACUGUCAUCCCUGGGGGAAGAUCAAGACAGCGUGCUGACCCCUGAGGAGGUGGCUCUGUGCUUGGAACUCAGUGAGGGUGAGGAGACUCCCAGGAACAGCGUCUCUCCCAUGCCAAGGGCUCCUUCACCCCCCACCACCUAUGGAUACAUCAGCGUCCCAACAGCCUCAGAGCUUGCGGACAUGGGCAGGACUGGAGGAGGGGUGGGGCCCGAGGGGGGAGUCUUGCUGUGCCCACCUCGGCCCUGCCUUACCCCCACCCCCAGCGAGGGUUCCUUAGCCAAUGGUUGGGGCUCAGCCUCUGAGGACAAUGCUGCCAGUGCCAGAGCCAGCCUGGUCAGCUCCUCUGAUGGCUCCUUCCUCGCUGAUGCCCACUUUGCCCGGGCCCUGGCAGUGGCCAUGGAUAGCUUUGGUUUUGGUCUAGAGCCCAGGGAAGCAGACUGCGUCUUCACAGAUGUCUCAUCACCUCCCUCCCCAAGAGAUGACAUCUUCCUGACCCCCAACCUCUCCCUGCCCCUGUGGGAGUGGAGGCCAGAUUGGUUGGAAGACAUGGAUGUCAACCACACCCAGAGACUGGGAAGGGGGAUGCCUCCCUGGCCCCCUGACUCUCGGGUCUCUUCCCAGAGAAGUCAGCUCCACUGUCCUGUGCCCAAGGCUGGUGCUUCUCCUGUAGAUUCCUCCUGAAAUGUGUCCCUGAGACUGCCAAGAAGGGAAUCAAAACCACCUCUCCCAUCCGCCCACAAAACCUGGGCUGUGGUGUGAGGGUCUUGGCAUGUGCUUCUCUGCAGUCGGGGUCCACCUUCCCCAGCCUCCAAAGGGUUUUCCCUCCAAGAUUGUGAAAACAAAUGAAAACGAAAUUAGAGGAAAGCAGACCUGGAGCCCCAGAGGGCAAAACAUUAUCUCCACUGAUUCCCAGCCACUGCUUUCUCCUCUGUGCCACUCCCACGACCAGGCCAUUUUGGCCUGAGGAGCAGCCCUGUCUCUUGCUCUCCCCACCCACUUGGAUCACAGGAAGUGGAGGAGCCAGAGGGGCCUUCGUGAAGGACAUCUGUGGCUGCUGGGAGAGGGCCAUGGAGGAAGGAGCUUCUUGGAGCCCCCUCUUAGAGAAGAGCUCAACUCUCUCCCAACCUCACCAUGGAAAUAAAUUAAGGAUGAACGCCACUAAGGCACUGAGGUCCUACCUCAUGCCAAGCAAGGGUUCAAGGCUGUGCCCAGGAAGGAUGCUGAAGGAAGGGAGGUGUGAAACCGUGGGAGGAAAGCACUGUCCUCGUACUGCUGUCACUAUGUGCUUAAGAAAUUUGAUACCAUAAAAUGGUAAAGACUUGA
Callithrix jacchus (white-tufted-ear marmoset) is the source of this 4349-nucleotide messenger RNA. RefSeq names its product roundabout guidance receptor 4 (gene ROBO4). Lineage: Eukaryota; Metazoa; Chordata; Mammalia; Primates; Cebidae. Gene Ontology annotation, biological process: cell-cell adhesion. The record is from RefSeq and is a predicted model, not a curated record. Gene Ontology annotation, molecular function: protein binding.